GACUUGUGCCCCUCUCCUCGCUUGCGCUCCUCCCAUUCCUAACCCCCUUCCCCUCUGUUCGUAGGCUCCUCUUGAAACCGUUUGAUACAUAAACCCGCUCUUUACACCCACCCCCCUCCGCAACCUGGUCGACACACACACACAAUUUGUUACGCUUCGUAUUAAAAAUGACAACUCGAUCCAGACUAGAUGCAUACAUAUCAUCAACACGCGACCGUGAUCUCUGCUGCUGCUGGAUACAUAGGCCGGUCAACAGCCUUAUCCUGUGGCUCUUGAUCCCCUCCUCCACACUUGCUGCAAAUUGCCAAUCGUAGUAGAACGCUCCACAUAUUCUGCUUAGAUCGCCUGCUACUCCUACUCGAUACUGGCUCAACCCCCUCAGUCCGUCUCACCGCUGCCCGUCAGCUCGGCCAAAUCGCGGCCCAGACCAUCCAACAUUCCUCGCCAUCUUUCGUUUCCUCCACAAGUCUUGCGCCCAACGUUGGCCCCUCGAUCACUCAGUCGGAAUGGCGCGGCGUCGAUGGGGAAUGGCAAGAAAUCGUCAAUCUGCUCAGUCGAAUUCUACCCUACCUUCGAUCAAAAAGCUGGGAGACCCGUCAGGCUGCCAGUGAAGCUGUCGACGCAAUCUGCAAGGCCGUUGGAAUCUGGGAUCCUUCUCCAACUGAAAUUCUCGAUGGCGCCGCUUCCAACCCAAACGAGAAACCUGCCUCGAGUAUCACUCACGACCUCGAGAACCAGAUUGCUCGACGCGAAAAUCUUCUCACCUACCAAAACUUCAAGCUGGAUAACGUCCUAAGUGAGGGUAUCAUCCUCCUCGCGUCAGCUGGCAAGGAGUUCGAUCAUCAAUCCAACCAUCUUCGCACAGGGGAAAACCUGAUAGCAGCCCAGCGUGAUGUGGCCAACAAGCUUGGGCUCGGUGGUUUGGGCCCGAUCGAUUUUGAAUCUAUGGGCGUGGAUGACCCAGUGCAAGAACAACAACUGAAAGAUCAACCUCAAGAUUCCUCGCAAGUCUCAACCCCGAAUCAUCAUCGGCCUCAGGGCAUCACUCCGAUUUCAAUUGAUCCUCGCCUGCCUCCACGUACUUACAGUGAAUCACAUCCAUCCAUCACACCCACCUCAGAGGCAGCGGGCCUCUCCACCCUUGGCCUAUCUCAGUCGCCUCGUUCCCAUGUCUUUCAUCAGCCCAGCCACUCAUCUUAUCCACCAGCCGACGAGAAUCUCACUAAUUCAGCCAAAUCAACACCCACCAUGAGAUUGCCUCAACUCCCAGCCACUGCACCCACUUCGGAGGCUGAACUGUCCUCCCAAACUUUGGAGGGGUUGUCGGCUCGUGAACGUAAUGCACUGAAGCGUAAGCGCAAAGCGAUCAGUAAAGGGAACACGGGGCCAGCAUGUUCAUCUAUAUCGAGCUCUGCCAACGCUGGAAUGUCCGCACUCCCCUCGAACGCUUCGGAACCUACGCAGACCCCGAAAUUUCGAAUUAUUGAGCAAACUUCCAUGUCAUCUGAUGAUCCUCAUAGACGUGUCGCCGUGCCUACAUCUCCAUCCGUACACUGCUCCGGCUCACAGGUUGCCCCUCACAACGAAAACCAAUCUGACAAUUCCAAGGCCGGGUCUCGUACUGAACCAACUACGAGUGACAAGGUGAUCAUUGAUCCAGGAGCCAAAGCCCAGGCUCGCAAGGCGGCCCUCGGUCAUUCUGGCUCACCCAGUGGUGGUGAAAUUAAUGCGGUUACCCCUUCUCACAAUACCAAUGCCCCCUUGCCUUAUAAGGCGGGUGAAUGGCCGUUUACACCAUUUGUUGAAAUUUUAAUGAUCGAUCUCUUUUCAUCCCAGUGGGAGUACCGUCAUGGCGCAGCGUUGAGUCUCAUUCCUUUGCUCAAGAUCCAAGGCUCUGGCGCAGCGAAAUCGGUGGGUGUUACCUGUUCACGAAAUGCGGAGCAGCACCAACUAUGGAUGGAAGAUAUUGGCCUCCGGUUAAUAUGUCUACUCAGCUUGGAUCGGUUUGGCGAUUAUGUAGGCGAUCAAGUGAUUGCCCCUGUUCGGGAGACUGCUGCUCAAGCUAUCAGUCUAGUGGGUCGAUAUCUGGAUCCAAAUGGAGUGAAGCAUAUGUUGUCUAUAUUUCACCAAAUGGUCGAACAGGAAAACGUUCGCUCUCAUUCUCAACGAGGUUACGCUUGGCAAGUCCGACACGCGGGGCUAUUAGGGAUGAAGUAUUUGGUUGCUGUCAAAAACGAAAUGCUUCGCGUCAAUCUCAAGGAAGAUCCUGAUCAUUCAAGCAUGAAAACCUCGAUCGAUAAUCCAACAGCGAAGCCAGACCCUCUGAAAGUCGAUGAGAAUAUGGAAGAUGCCAAACCGGUGGUCUCAAUGAAUCCCGACAGCACGAAUGACAUCAAGCCGACAAUCACACUGGAGCCUCGAUCGGAAUAUCUUGCUUCAGGCGAGCGGCAUGUGUCUGAUAGCGAAUCUUCUUCUGAUCGCUGGUCUGGUACUCAGCCUGUUGCACUCCUAUCGACAAUCACUUCAGCUGCUUUCACUGGAUUGAGGGAUCAAGAUGACGACGUCCGUGCUGCCGCUUCCGGGACAUUGUUACCGGUGACCGAUCUUAUUGUUGAACUUUUACCAACGAGGUUGAAUGAACUGCUUGAAGUGCUCUGGGAUGCCCUGGGUAGUUCCAAAGAUGAUCUCUCAAGUUCCGUGGGGAACAUAAUGGAUCUUUUGGCAAACCUUAUCACAUAUCCGACUGUUCUGGGCCAAUUAUCACUUGCGCUUGGCGGUCAUACUCUUCCUUCAUUAAUCCCACGUCUAUUCCCCUUUUUCCGACAUACCAUUUCUAGUGUCAGAUUAUCAGUCGUCAAAACGAUCCAUGUAUUUCUGAAAAUGCCCAAUCUGCCUGUGCGUGAAUGGGUCGAUGAACGUCUAUUACGCCUGACAUUUCAAAAUCUUUUGGUCGAAGAGCGGUCUGAUAUCCGUGCCAUGUCGCAUCAAGUAUGGAUUGCAGCAACUAGCGGGCUAUUGGACUCUACCCAAUCAGCAGACCUACUGCUGAGCUUUAUCCAACCUCACUUGAGCGGCUGGUUUGAAUUGAUGACAACUCCAAGAACACGCAAACUCAAUGCCUCCCUAUUCUAUACAGCGACUCGCCAUGCCCAACCCACCACUGCACAAGACUUAAACAUGGUUUACAAUGUCGACAAACCAAUCAUGUCACAAGAUUUAUCUUUAGUCUCCAUCGACGAUAUUCUGUGUGGAAGGUUAAGUGCAUCAAAAGCGAUCGGUUGUUUAAUGUCGCAAUUGACUCGGUUCAAUCAUCUCGAUUUGUUUACCAAGCCCUUACUGGAAUCAAUGACUUCUGAAUUCGCUCUUCCAAAGUUGUUUGCUUCAAUCACCCUUGAAAAUUGGGCUGAAGAGUAUCGUAUGACUAGCGACGAGCUCAAAACAGCCAACCUUGGUCAGUUGACCGCUAUACAGCCCCUGUCAAACCAGCUUCGGAAAUCUUCAUUAUUUGCAGGAACCAAGUCAAGCCAUGCCGAAUUGGACUCGCUUCUAGCCGGUACACGCAAAGAUAUCGAAGGUCUGCUCGCAACCUUCGCCAGUCUUGGCAAGGUACCUCCUGAGAAAAUCCCCCAGUUGCCUUCAGAUCCUUUUACGAUCGAGUACGCAUCGCACGUAGUCAACGAUGAUUAUCAGACGUUACUCCCAUUGUUAGGUCGAGGCAAUAAAAAGACGGCUCUAGCAAGUCUUGAGGACCGUAGGCGGAAGUUGUUGCAUGUCAUUGGCAUGUUUGAAAGGGACAAAGUCGCGUUCGAUACCCAACUAGAUGCAGCCGCUGCCGCCGCGGUUGUCGCACUUCGCGAAAUUCCUGGAAAAAUCUCGCCUGUUAUCAAGGGCUUCACUCAAAGUAUCAAGAACGAAACCGUGCUCGAGCUUCAAACACGUUCCGCCAAUGCCUUGGCUUCUUUUGUUGACAUCUGCACUUCCCCCGAGUCACCAGUCAAAAACGAUCCCACAGACAAAAUCAUUCGUAACUUAGCCACCUAUCUCUGUCAAGAUGAAUCUCAAACCCCAACUUUUGCAAAGAGUAAAGGCAACAAAGUGGGAAUUUUCUCCGCCGAGGAUAAUGGUAUCCGGCCUCCCACAAAGGGCGGUUCAACGCACCGAGAUAGCCCUGAAUCUGAGAGCGCUUCUUCCCAAGCUAAGCUGCUGAGGCGCGGGGCUGAACUUGCCCUGUCAUCGUUGGCUGCUAGAUUCGGCGAUAGCCUUAUCGAUCGGAUACCCAAGCUGUGGCAUUGCAUGUCUGAACCUUUGUUGACACUAUUCAGUUCAGGAGAUGUGGCUCAAGUAGACUCGAAGAUGGAAAACGAGGCAGUGGAACCGAAAUUGGCUCAAGAUCUACUGGACUGUCUUACCGUUCUACCUGCCGUUGCUAGUAGCUUACCCUCUUCAUCUCUCCCCCGUUUGGUUUUACUCUUCGAACCCCUGUGCCGUGCCGUUUCAAGCAAAUUUGCUGUUGUACGAUACUCGGUAGUGAAAUGUUACGCUGAAUUGUGCAAGUUCUUACCGGAAGAAGGAAUGCUUCACUUCAUCAACCACGUGUUACCUUUGGUCGGAGAUCCUGUCAAUCUUGCUCAUCGCCAAGGUGCAAUCGAGAUGCUCUCCAGAUUGGUCGAUGUGCUAAGUCUCAAGAUUUUGGCUUAUAUUAUCUUCUUGGUCGUACCCGUCCUGGGCCGGAUGAGUGACCCUGAUGAUGAUGUGCGCCACGUGGCUACUCAUACCUUCGCAUGUCUCAUCAAGUUGAUGCCCUUGGAAGCCGGUGUUCCAGAUCCCACCGGCUUUCCUGCUGAAAUGCUCGAAAAGCGUCAGUCCGAGCGUCAAUUUCUGUCGCAGCUGUUGGGUGGUAGUAAAAUCGAAGAAUACAAUAUACCCAUCAAGGUCAAAGCUGAUCUCAGAAAAUACCAACGUGAUGGAAUUAGUUGGCUGGCCUUCUUGGCAAAAUACCAGUUGCAUGGGAUCUUGUGUGACGAUAUGGGUCUCGGUAAAACAUUACAAUCAAUCUGCAUCCUCGCCAGCAAACAUCAUGAACGAGCUGAACUGCACGCACUCCAGCCGAGUCCUAGCACCGUCCAUCUACCUUCGCUCGUCGUUUGCCCCCCUACACUAACUGGACACUGGGCACAUGAAAUCCGCACCUACGCUCCCAAUCUAAAACCUCUGCUUUACGUCGGUGGCCCGCCAGAACGCUUAGUACUAUUGAAAAAGAUCAAGAAACAUGACGUAGUCAUCUUAUCGUACGAUAUCGUUCGGAAUGAUAUCGAACGUCUUUCAAAGUUCACGUGGAAUUACUGCAUCCUAGAUGAGGGGCACAUCAUUAAAAAUGCGAAAUCUAAGCUAUCACAAGCAGUGAAGCUUCUCAAGGCCAACCAUCGCCUCAUUCUCUCUGGAACGCCGAUUCAAAAUAAUGCUCUGGAGUUGUGGAGUUUAUUUGACUUCUUGAUGCCUGGAUUCCUAGGCACCGAGAAAUACUUCAAUGAACGGUUCGGGCGGCCGAUAAGUGCAAGUCGUGAUGCGAAAAGCUCGUCAAAGGAGCAAGAGGCGGGUGCACUAGCGCUUGAGGCUCUCCACAAACAAGUCUUACCUUUCCUCUUGCGACGGUUAAAGGAAGACGUACUGGACGACCUCCCUCCCAAAAUCAUUCAAGAUUACUACUGCGAGCUAUCACCCAUACAAAAACGUCUCUAUGAAGACUUCUCUAAUUCCCAAGCCAAAGUCGAAGCCGAAAGUUUGAUCAAAACAUCCCAACGCACCAAAGCUUCAGCUCAACAUGUCUUCCAAGCAUUACAGUAUCUCAAGAAGUUAGUCAAUCAUCCGUCCCUCGUCCUUCGGCCCGAUCUUCCACAACAUCAACCCAUCAUCUCGAAGUUAGGCCCCAAAGGUCUUCGUGAUAUCACCCAUGCACCCAAGCUCUUGGCCUUACGGCAAAUCCUGCGCGAUUGUGGCAUUGGCCUGACCACAUCGACCCACCUGAUCGAGACAGUUGCUGAUGAUGGGGGAGGGACGACAGCCAGUGGUGGGACGAUUCCUCAGCACCGAGUCUUGAUCUUUUGUCAAAUGAAGCAAAUGCUGGAUAUCAUCGAGCACGAUUUAUUCAAAUUGCAGAUGCCCAACGUCACCUAUAUGAGAAUGGAUGGCUCGACUGACGCUACCAAGAGACACGAUGUCGUCCAAACUUUCAAUUCUGAUCCCAGUAUCGACUGUCUCUUGUUGACUACUCAUGUUGGAGGCUUAGGCCUCAACCUGACCGGUGCAGAUACAGUCAUCUUUGUGGAACACGAUUGGAACCCAAUGAAAGAUUUGCAAGCUAUGGAUCGCGCCCAUCGGCUGGGACAAAAGAAGGUUGUGAACGUCUAUCGACUGAUUACCCGUGCUACCUUGGAGGAAAAGAUCAUGGGAUUACAACGAUUCAAGAUGAACAUUGCGACCUCGAUCGUCAACCAGCAAAACUCUAACCUGGCUUCACUGAACACCAAUGAGAUCUUAGACCUAUUCAACGUCUCAUCAACUGACACUGGCUCGAGUGAUCCGGGUCAAUCCGACCCAAGCAACAGUGGUCAUCAUGCUGGGAUCGAAGGUCAUGGGACGAAGUCGAAGAAUGUUCUCGAUGGCCUCGAGGAUCUUCCACCCGAGAGCGAAUACGAUUCCUUGGAUCCUGCCAAGUUCCUCAGCUCUCUCUAAUCGUCCCAUCGAUUUCGAUUUUGAUGGCUCUUUCUCUCGUGAUUGUGAGGAUGUCAACCAAUGUAGUUGGCUCUUGAGAGGCUGUGAAUUCAAGUUGUUUUGAUGCACAUAUUGCAAUGUCGUAUAUAUCUUGAUCCCCCCCAAAAAAUAGGAAGUGUAAUCAUCCCUCCAAUUAUACAUAGCUCCUCCUCAUCCUGUACGAUUCACCUUUGAUAUUGUUAUUAUCUUUUCUGAUUUGUUUUCUCUGUUUCUUACUCAUCAUCCAUUAUCAUCUUCUGUAUGUACACUGGCCAUUGAUGAAGACAAUAUGCAGAAAACCUUGUCUUUUUUUUCUUCUAAUUUUGCAGUUAAUUUUUAAUGAUCAUAAAAUACAUUUAUUUACAUACACAAUUUAAUCUUUGUUGACAUCUUCCAUAGAUUCCUGCAAACAUAAAGCAUAAUUACCCUCUUAGAUGUAUGGACAGUUUCUUAAGUUGGCUGUUCCUUCAAGAAAAACUGGAAUAUAAAUCCAAACAGAUAUGGAAACAUGUAGUUCUCUUUCAUGAAGUGG
Puccinia graminis f. sp. tritici CRL 75-36-700-3 is the source of this 7282-nucleotide messenger RNA. RefSeq lists its product as hypothetical. The record is from RefSeq and is a predicted model, not a curated record. The transcript has 9 exons. NCBI's taxonomy places the organism in Eukaryota, Fungi, Basidiomycota, Pucciniomycetes, Pucciniales, Pucciniaceae. The coding region runs from base 946 to 6732 and encodes 1928 amino acids. Gene Ontology annotation, molecular function: ATP binding; ATP hydrolysis activity; ATP-dependent chromatin remodeler activity.